Molecule: messenger RNA, 871 nt
Organism: [Candida] anglica
Lineage: Eukaryota; Fungi; Ascomycota; Pichiomycetes; Serinales; Debaryomycetaceae
Source: the annotation of a GenBank genome assembly
GUUUACUCUUUUCUUAUUACUUGUACAACGAAUAAAGAUGAAGUUCUCUACUAUUGUUUUGGGAUUGAGUGCAGCUGCCGUUGUCGCAGCCUCCAAGCAAGAACCUGCUUCAACUGUAACUGUCACCGUUACUGGUUCUACCCAAACUCACAAGAACGGUAGAUUUGACAAGACCAAGCCAGCUUCUAAGGCUAAGGAAACCGGUACCCACAAGAACGGUAGAUUUGACAAGACCAAGCCAGCUUCUAAGGCCAAGGAAACCGGUACCCACAAGUACGGUAGAUUCGACAAGACCAAGCCAGCUUCUAAGGCUAAGGAAACCGGUACUCACAAGUACGGUAGAUUCGACAAGACCAAGCCAGCUUCUAAGGCUAAGGAAACCGGUACCCACAAGUACGGUAGAUUCGACAAGACCAAGCCAGCUUCUAAGGCCAAGGAAACCGGUACCCACAAGUACGGUAGAUUUGACAAGACUAAGGCUCCAUCCACUGUCACUGUCUAUGUAGAACCAACUGGUGCUAACAAGCAAGUUGUCAUUGCUGCCAGAGACGUUAACGCCACCAACGGUACCAACGGUACCAACGGCUCUUCUUCUGCCUCCCACGGUGCUGCCGCCUCUUCCCACGGUGCUUACUUGGGUGCUGCCGGUGCCUUGGCUGCCGGUCUUUUAUUGGUUGUUUAAGUAAAGUGAUCCUUUAAAUGAGUCCUUUCUUUCAAAAACCAGUUCGUUUUUUCCGCCAGUAUACCAGCGCUAGACAUGAUUCAAUGCUCCUUUGGCAGAUAGAUUUUGUCGCGGUCGCCUAGUUUUCUUUUUCCAUAUUUUACACCAAAGUUAAUUGUGUAUAAAAUUUUAAUAUAAAGUCAUUUGUUA